Messenger RNA from Zootoca vivipara (common lizard), 3211 nucleotides. RefSeq lists its product as uncharacterized. The record is from RefSeq and is a predicted model, not a curated record. Gene Ontology annotation, biological process: regulation of transcription by RNA polymerase II. Lineage: Eukaryota; Metazoa; Chordata; Lepidosauria; Squamata; Lacertidae. Gene Ontology annotation, molecular function: DNA-binding transcription factor activity, RNA polymerase II-specific; RNA polymerase II cis-regulatory region sequence-specific DNA binding. Gene Ontology annotation, cellular component: nucleus; transcription regulator complex; chromatin.
AUGACCCGGGCUUUGCUUCCCGGAGAAGCAGGAAAUUGCCAUCCAAAGGCAGCGCUGGGGGCGUUGCAGAAGCGCUCUUGGGAAACGUGCGCGCAGAGGAACGGCUGCAAAGCGCCGAGGAAAGACAUUCUCAAAGCAGACUUGAUGUCUUCGCUGGAAAGAGAAGAACCAAUUCGCCCGGCCUCUGGGGAAGGUGAGAGAUUGGCAGAUGAUGGGCGGAAUAAUGGGAAUUCUAAGGAGACAUCUAUGCUAUCGUCAGAAACUCCUACAGCUGAAGAAGGAAAAGAGAUGGUUGCAGGUGAAAGUGAACCUAAAAAGCAUGGAGAAGAGAAAUCCUCACCUUCUCUGGAGGUUAAUGUCCAUGAACCCCAAAUCCUGCAGGAAGACGGACAAGGAAACAGCCAGAAAAUUUGUCCCAUGUGUGGGAAGAUAUUUAGAUACGAAUCAAACUUAAAUAGGCAUUGCAGAAGCCACACGGGAGAGAAACCAUUUAAGUGCACGGAGUGUGGAAAGAGCUUGAGCUCAAGUUGGAGCCUUCUUACACAUAUAAGAACCCACACUGGGGUGAAACCAUUCAAAUGUGUGGACUGUGGGAAGAGUUUCAGUGAGAGCAGUACCCUCCUUACACAUACGAGAACACACACUGGGGAGAAACCCUUUAAAUGCAGAGAAUGUGGGAAAACCUUCAGUAGGAACACUCACCUUACUUCCCACCAGAGAACUCACACGGGGGAGAAACCUUUUAAAUGCAUGGAGUGUGGAAAGAGCUAUACUGUUAGUAGUGGCCUUGCUCAACAUCAGAGAACCCACACAGGAGAAAAACCAUUUAAAUGUACAGAGUGCGGAAAGAGCUUCCGACAGCCCAGCCACCUUACAAUACAUUACAGAACACACACAGGGGAGAAGCCGUUGAAAUGCGUGGCCUGCGGGAAGAGAUUCAGCCAGCUCAUAAACCUGACUUCCCAUCAGAGAAUACACACAGGGGAGAAACCCUUUCAGUGCAUGGAAUGCGGGAAGAGGUUCACUGAUAGUAGCGGCCUUGCUCAACAUCAGAGAACUCACACAGGGGAGAAGCCCUUUAAAUGUACAGAGUGCGGGAAAAGCUUCCAGCGUCCCAGCCGCCUUACUCUACAUUACAGAACCCACAGCGGGGAGAAGCCGUUUAAAUGCCUGGAAUGUGGGAAGAGCUUCACCCAGCUCGGUCACCUUACUCUACAUCAGACAACCCACACACGGGAGAAGCCAUUUGAGUGUACGAAAUGUGGGAAGAGCUUCAGGAAGAAUGGAAGCCUUGCUUUACAUCAGCAGACGCACACAGGAGGAACCAUUUAGUUGCAUGGAAUGUGCGGAAAACUACUGUAAGCUCGCCCAGAUUACCUUACAUUACGUUACAGAACACACUGGGGAGAGACCAUUUGGAAACAGGGAAUGUGGGGAAACGUUUAUUUACAGGAAUAGACCAUACAAUAACAUACACUGGACACAGGUAGGUAGCCGUGUUGGUCUGCCGUACUCAAAACAAAAUAAGAAAAUUCCUUCCAGUAGCACCUUAGAGAACAACUAAGUUUGUCAUUGGUAUGAGCUUCCGUGUCUGAAGAAGUGUGCAUGCACACGAAAGCUCAUACCAAUGACAAACUUAGUUGGUCUCUAAGGUGCUACUGGAAGGAAUUUUUUUGUUUCGACACACUGGAGAGGAACCCUUUAAAUCAGGCACCCCCAAACUUCGGCCCUCCAGGUGUUUUGGACUACAAUUCCCAUUUUCCCUGACCACUGGUCCUGUUAGCUAGGGAUCAUGGGAGUUGUAGGCCAAAACAUCACUUGGGUGUUGUCCCAAGUGAAUCUCCAGCCCCCGUCUCUCCCACUUCCUCACUCCUCCUCAUCACCUCCUCUACGGGUGCCCCUAAGUGCCCUCUGUCUUUGAGCUCUUUGCUCUCCUACUUUUAAGGCUCGCCGGGUUCUGGGAGAUGGUGGGUCUGGAAUGCUUUCUAGUGGCAACUGGUCACCCAGCUGCUGCUCUGCCUCUCCCAUCAUUUCCCAACUUUUCCCCUCAUCUGCCUCCAAGCUGUGACCUCCCUCAAACCCCUGUUGUAAAUCUAAACUGUUCCUCCUCCCUGAAAGGGUCAAGAUGGGGAGGUGGUCUUCACCACUCCUCCUACUCCUCAGCCAGGACCGACACCACCUCCUUCCCAAACUUUAGUAAGCACUUCCCCAGUUUAGGGAAGGAGAUGGGAGACUUCUAGCACCCUGCCAGAGCCUCUCCUCUCCUUCCCAAAGCCCAGCACUUCCUUUCCCCAGCUUUCGGAAUGCUCUGCAAGUGGGAGGUGCAUCAAAUUUUGGCCUCCCUGCCCCAAUGUGACAAGGCAGUGGGGGGGCCCUGUGGGUUGUGUUAAAGUACUUUUGCGGGAGACGAAGAAAGAGGUGGAAACAAGGCCGUUUGGGGGUUUAUCACAGCUGAUGCUGCCACAAUGCACCGGUGGGGAUGAGAGGAAUAUGAUCUAUACAAAUCUGAGUGCAUAGGUAUAGGAUAGAUACCUGGGGCAUCACCUUUUCUCCCAUUUUCCUUUAUGCUAAGUUUGCUUCAGGAUGCUUGACCUACAAAGGAGAUAGAAACCCUAGACCAGAGCUUUCCAAACUAAAGGGGUUAGUUACAGGUAGGUAGCCGUGUUGGUCUGCUGUAGUCGAAACAAAAUAAGAAAAUUCCUUCCAGUAGCACCUUAGAGACCAACUAAGUUUGUCAUUGGUAUGAGCUUCCGUGUGCAUGCAGACUUCUUCAGACAUGGAAGCUCAAACCAAUGACAAACUUUGUUGUUCUCUAAGGUGCUACUGGAAGGAAUUGUUUUAAAGGGGUUAGUUUAACCUCCGGUUUGCUUGUAAAACUGAAUCACUGUGUUGCGAAACGAUGCAUGUCCAAAAAGUGUGUCGCCAACAUGAAAAGAGCUCUGCCCUAGAUCUUACUGACGUAGACUUUGUUUGGAUAAAUAACAGUGUUUGGAAUGAGUUUAUACUCAUAAAUAAAAUGUAAUUGACUGUUAAUAUUUACAUAUGUAUUAGGAUAGUAAUAUCAAAUUUAUAAAAGAAAGUAUGGGUCAGGGUGCUCUUUGUAUAUUGUAUAUGGAGGGGGGGGGUUCCUACCCAUUUUUGUGCUUUUUUAUUUUUCUUCUCUUUUUCUUUGCAUCACUUUAUUCCUUUAGAAUCGAAACCUUUUCAAUAA